GGUUGGGACGUGACGCUGCUCCACCGGGUCAGAUAGUCUUUAUCUUCAUUCUGUUCAGAAACUCUUGUUGACGUAAUUCCUCUAGUGCCUUUAAAGAAUGUCGUACCCGGGCUAUCCCCCCACAGGCUACCCAGCUUUCCCUGGAUAUCCUCCUGCGGGUCAGGAGUCAUCUUUUCCUCCUCCUGGUCAGUAUUCUUAUCCUAGUGGCUUUCCUCCAGUGGGAGGAGGUGCCUACCCACCAGCACCAAGUAGUGGCUACCCAGGAGCUGGAGGCUACCCAGGAGCUGGAGGCUGCCCUGCCCCUGGAGGCUAUCCCAGUGCCCCACAGCCAGGGGGAGCUCCAUCCUAUCCUGGAGGCCAAGGGUUUGGAGCCCCACCAAGUGGAGCAGGCUUUUCUGGCUAUCCACAGCCACCCUCACAGUCUUACGGCGGGGGCCCAUCCCAGGUCCCACUACCUGGUGGUUUUCCUGGGGGACCGAUGCCUUCUCAGUACCCUGGAGGACAAUCUCCUUACCCUAGUCAGCCUGCUUCGAUGACUCAGGGAACUCAAGGAACAAUCCAACCUGCUGCCGACUUCGAUGCCAUGAGAGAUGCAGAAAUUCUUCGUAAAGCAAUGAAGGGUUUUGGUACAGACGAACAGGCAAUUGUAGACGUUGUGGCCAAUCGUUCCAAUGAUCAAAGGCAAAACAUUAAAGCAGCUUUUAAGACCAUGUAUGGCAAGGAUUUAAUCAAAGAUCUUAAGUCAGAGUUAAGUGGAAAUAUGGAAGAACUGAUCCUUGCCCUGUUCAUGCCACCUACAUAUUAUGAUGCCUGGAGUUUACAGAAUGCAUUGAAGGGAGUAGGAACUCAGGAACGUGUAUUGAUUGAAAUUUUAUGCACAAGAACAAAUCAGGAAAUCAGAGAAAUUGUCAGAUGUUAUCAAUCAGAAUUUGGACGAGACCUUGAAAAGGACAUUAGGUCAGAUACAUCAGGGCAUUUUGAACGUUUACUUGUAUCCAUGUGCCAGGGAAAUCGCGAUGAGAACCAGAAUGUUAACCACCAGCUGGCUCAGGAAGAUGCUCAGCGUCUCUAUCAGGCUGGUGAGGGGAGAUUAGGGACAGAUGAAUCUUGCUUUAACAUGAUUCUUGCCACAAGAAGCUUUCCUCAGCUGAAAGCUACCAUGGAGGCGUAUUCCAGGAUGGCUAAUCGAGAUUUGUUAAGCAGUGUCGGCCGUGAGUUUUCUGGAAGUGUUGAAAGUGGUUUGAAGACCAUCUUGCAGUGUGCCCUGAACCGCCCUGCCUUCUUUGCUGAGAGGCUGUACUAUGCUAUGAAAGGUGCCGGCACAGAUGACUCCACCCUGGUCAGGAUUGUGGUCACUCGAAGUGAGAUUGAUCUUGUACAAAUAAAACAGAUGUUCAGUCAGAUGUAUCAGAAGACCCUGGGCACAAGGAUUGCAAGUGAUACGAGUGGAGAUUACCGAAGGCUUCUUCUGGCCAUUGUGGGCCAGUAGGAGAGAUUUUUUUUUUAAAUGAGUGAAGCUAUUCAGAGCUUAUCCUUCAAAGCAAUGAUUGACCUGCAUGCAGCAACAUCAACCCUCACCUAACCAAAAGAGCUUUUUACUAAAGACUGUGUCAGGGUAUUGUGCUUGGUUAGCACAUGUGGUUAUUGCCUUAAUUCCAAUGUUAUUUUUUUCUCUAUAUACGAUCAAGUAAAGCCAUAUCACAAUGAUGAAGUAAUAAUGCAAUGUUUGUAAAGCAUAAUUCUCACUGCUCUUAUUCUAAAUAGGAUACCAAAUUGAAUAAAAAUCACAACAGUCUGUAAUUCUGUGUAAUAAUAUUGAAUAAAAAAUUCAAUAUUGAAUAAAUUUGAAUAAAUAUUGAA
Molecule: messenger RNA, 1860 nt
Organism: Lipotes vexillifer (Yangtze River dolphin)
Lineage: Eukaryota; Metazoa; Chordata; Mammalia; Artiodactyla; Lipotidae
Gene: ANXA7
Product: annexin A7
Exons: 14
Coding region: 98-1489 (463 amino acids)
Cellular component (GO): cytoplasm; plasma membrane; nucleus
Molecular function (GO): phosphatidylserine binding; calcium ion binding; calcium-dependent phospholipid binding
Source: RefSeq, a predicted model, not a curated record